AUGGCCAGCGAGGACGUCAUUAUCUUCCUCGACGCUCUCGAGAACACCGUCAACUCGAUCCGCGGUGACGGGUCGAGGAAGAAGACGCUCUUCACCACCGGCUGCGUGUGCCCGGACGGUCUCGGACUCGACCUCAGCGCGUACAAGGAUUCGAAGAACCCCGAUGACAUUGUUGCGUGGUGGGGCAACAUGGGGGCUAUGAAGCCGUGCCCGGGGCAGAAAGACGGUGCAGACUGGCACGAUGCUGACGGCUUCCUUGUGCGUGCCCCGCUCUUUGGCGGUGAUGCGGCGGUGAAGCGGGUGGAGAUGACGGCGCCACAGAGCCUCAUCCGUGGCACGGCGGCGUUCCAGGCCCCAGGCCACCUUCCACUCAUCACCACCAUGAAGCAGGUGGCGCUCUCCAGAAACGGACGCGCCGUCUUCUUCUGCGACCGGGAAGGGCACGGUGUGAAGAAGUAUAACGUGGACACGAAGGAGGUAGUGCCGCUCUUGUCCUCGGACGUGCUGGCGGGCCUCGCCGACGGGCUCACGGAGGAGGAAGCUCAUGCUUCCCUUGUGGAGCCCAACAGCGACGAGGACAAGUGCCGCUUUUGUGUCGGUGUUACGCUGGACGAGAGGCACAAUCAGAUCUUCUUCACCCUGAAGGGACCGUCCAAAGGUGGCAAGGGCCGCAUUCUUGCGGCCCCGUACCACUUCCAACGCCGUCACCUAUCGUCCAUCACAGCCGCUAACACGUCCGCCUCUGAAGGCGUGAUCGACCCGAAGACGGUUGUAACCCUGCUUGACCACCUGCCGGAGCCUAUCGACCUGCUUCUGGACUCGGAGGAAAACUAUCUGUACUGGACCGACCGCGGUGAUGACGCGGCGGGCGGCAACUCGCUGAACCGUGCUCCGGUCACCUACGACCCCUGUUCCGGGCAACCACAGCUUGGGGAGAGGGAGCUGCUGAUCGGCGGCUUCAACGAGGCGAUCGGACUGGCGUGGGCGGCAAACCUUGUGGACUACAUACAGUUGUCCGACAACAAGGAAACCCUGCGCCAGUUCAUGUACAUCACGGACAUGAGACAUCUCUGGCGCUGCGAUUUGAAGGCGAGAACGAAGGAGGUGGUCUACAAGUGUGGCCCCCGCAACGUGGUUACCGGCGUUGGGGUGCUGCGUUUUUUUUAG
This is a messenger RNA of Leishmania mexicana MHOM/GT/2001/U1103, 1167 nucleotides long. RefSeq lists its product as hypothetical. The transcript has a single exon. Bases 1 to 1167 code for a protein of 388 amino acids. The record is from RefSeq and is a predicted model, not a curated record. Lineage: Eukaryota; Euglenozoa; Kinetoplastea; Trypanosomatida; Trypanosomatidae.